Molecule: messenger RNA, 687 nt
Organism: Impatiens glandulifera
Lineage: Eukaryota; Viridiplantae; Streptophyta; Magnoliopsida; Ericales; Balsaminaceae
Exons: 3
Coding region: 1-687 (228 amino acids)
Source: RefSeq, a predicted model, not a curated record
AUGGGGAGUGUUGCUAAAACUAGAAAAUUGAGCUUGAAGAUUCUGUAUGAUAAGAAGAGUAAGAAAGUAUUCUUUGCAGAAGCAGACAAUGCAGCAGUUGAUUUUCUAUUUUAUAUUUUGUCUCUACCAUUAACCACAGUCACAAGUCUCCUCUCCAAAUCCGAGGUAGGAAUGGUCGGAUGUUUGAAUAACCUCCGCAAGAGUGUGAAGAAUCUGGAUGAAAUCUACUUUCUUGAAGACAAGAACAAGGAAUUGCUCUUAAAUCCCUUGCACUCCUUCUCAAUACAGGCACCUUUGUUGCUUCCGACUAAUAAAAAACGUACAACCUAUGAGAUCUACUCAUGCUCAGAACACGAUGUAUAUAGUAUUAGUUCGAUGACAGAAUGUACAUAUUGCUAUAAUAAAACCAGCAAAUAUGAAGGGAAUGAAUUAAUUGCAGUACCGGAUGGUCAAGGCAGUGGUUUUGUGAAAAGUUUGGUGAAAUAUAUUGUGAUGGAUAAUUUGGUGGUUAAACCAAUUUCACAAAUUUCUAGCAUUUGUUUGUUGAAAGAUUUCAAUGUCAAGGAUCUUGCUAAUGUUCAUGAAAUAAUGGUUGAUUUGGGCUUCGAUGAGGGUCUUAAGAUAUUAAAGGCAUCUAUGGAAGGGGAAUCAGUGAUUUCAAGUGUAUUCCUUCACAAGUUGGUUUAA